Messenger RNA from Neodiprion virginianus, 2537 nucleotides. RefSeq names its product endoribonuclease CG2145-like. Gene Ontology annotation, molecular function: RNA endonuclease activity. The coding region runs from base 148 to 2025 and encodes 625 amino acids. The record is from RefSeq and is a predicted model, not a curated record. Lineage: Eukaryota; Metazoa; Arthropoda; Insecta; Hymenoptera; Diprionidae. The transcript has 6 exons.
GAGAAAGCCUACAUUCGAGUCAGUUUACGUUGAUGGUUGCUCGAGGUAACUACGGUACACAGUUGUCUGCUGUGUGAUUGAAAAAGAACGGUUGUUAAUACGUCAAGUGUGAAGUGGUGGGAAACCAUUGAAGUUAUAACAAUAGCAAUGAAGCGUAAUAAGUUGUUCCUUGUCAUGAUCAUCGGUAUCAUUAUCUGUGGUGACGUGGCGUCUGGAAAGAAGUCACGAACUCGCCUAUCUCGACCUUCGUCUCGGACAACACCAAGACCACGAACAACAACCACCCACCGUAAUAAUCAUGAUGUAGAUCCGAACAGAAUUGGCUGGGCAAUCCCAGAAGCAAAUUCUCGCAAUAAGCAAAACAGUGGUAAUCUACCGCCAAAACCAUCGGCCCCACUACCAGAUCAAAAUGUUGCUAUGAAGUCCAACGCACCAUCCUUACAGUCAGGUUAUCCUGGGCAAUCUCAACAAAAUUCAUAUCACGGGCAGCACCAGCCAGUCGGUCAAGGUUAUAAUCCAGCAGUUGGGCAACAGUAUAAUCACCCAUUCAAUACGCCUGCUGGAGCAACAUACCAGCAACCUCCUAGCCAGUCGUACAAUCCAUCAGUUGGGCAACCUUACCAUCAAACUGCUGGUCAGCCUUAUAAUCCUUCAUUCGGUCAGAAUUACCAUCAACCCGUCGGCCAACCGUAUAACCCAUCAGUUGGUCAACCCUACCAUCAACCUGUUGGUCAACCAUACAACCCACCAGUUGGACAAACUGUGAUUUUAGCACCAGCUCAAGUACCAUCGUCAAAUCGCGGAUUAGGCCAAAUCGCUAAAGAGGCUGUAGUGUUUGCCGGGGUGAGCGCAGGUGUAAAUGCUGCAGUAAACAGAUUACUUCCAGGCGGCUCUCGUGGCGGAGGAACCAAUACUCAAAUAACAUAUAAUAAUUAUUAUAAUAAUCAAACUGACAGUCAAGGAAACCCUGUGCCACCACCGACUACAGGAGAUUCUGGUAGUACGGCUAAGCCAGCAGAAGGCUCAAGCUCUGCUCCUGGAAAUGCUAUGGGGCUGCAAGUUGCAGGAAACCCGGAAAGCAAGAACGUUCAAACCAACCCUGUUCCCGAUGCACCGCUGGGUGUUGUACCAUUAAAUAUGAACGCCUCAGGGACUGAUUUAGGAUCCAGUGCCUCCUUAGCUCCAGCUUCAGGAAAUCCUAUCGCUCCACCAACGCAGACAAAUUUAGUGUCUAACGAGGAGCUAAUGCGGUUAUCAGAAGAACUUUUUGAAGCUGACGCCAAUAACGCAUUCAAAUAUAUUACUUUAAAGCUGCAAGGUCAAAAAACUGAUGAUAGCAUAACAGACAGCGCAAUGGAAUCUUUGCUGACGGUCCAGCCUGAGGGAUUACAAAUUCCGACGAUUGCUUUGGUGCGCUCUGUUUACAACAAAUACGAAUUGGAUUCCGGAGUACCUGAAAAAAUAACCCCAGAAAGACGAGAUGGAGAAAUGAAUGUGAUAAAUGAGUUUCUGAAAACAGAAGUAAUGUCAAAGGCCAUGAAAUUUAUCGCGAGUAAAGGUUUGAUACCCAAUGAUGAGUACGAAUUUAAAGAUGCGUUAAAAAGAAUUUGGUUUUCUCAAUAUGCCCGUGAAAAUAACAUAAUAUCAACCAGCGGUUUUGAAAACGUAUUCUUGGCCGAAAAAUUUCAAAUGGAAAUCACUGGGUUACACAAUUGGAUUUACUUCAACGAGCAGGAGUCUGCUGGCAAAGCAAAUUAUUUGGGAUACAUUAGAGAAGCUAAACUUGGAAACAAUGCUGUAAUCAUCAAAUUACGGGCAACUCUAAACGACAUCGUAAGACCGGUCACAACGAUUUUCGUUGGCACUUCACCUGAAUUAGAAAUGGCUCUGUAUACGAUUUGCUUUUUUGUUCGCCCAAAUGGUGCAUGCCCCGUAUCACUAGGAUCUACACCGUUUACAAUAUUCACGAACAAAAUAAGUUACUUCGGCAAAGAAACUCUUUUUUCGGCUUAUCCAGAAAUAUAAGUUUUGCAGCUACCACUUGGGAAGUUCGAUUUUCGAAACCCGUGCAGCGUGUAGUGCCCUAAUGCCAAACAGUGCGCAAGGGGACUGUUAGUGCAUGUGCACAACUAAAAUGCUCUACUUUCCACACUGGGCUUUCUUUAGUUCAUGCGUACAUUCCAAUCACUCAAUUUUACGCACUAUGUUAUUGAGUGUAAGUUACCUAAUCUCCAUUGUACACAUUGUCAGUGGCACACUCAAUGCGUUUUGAAAUCAAACUUUCCGCGCGGGUGCUGCCGAAAUAUCGUAUGUGACACGUGGGGAUAGGCGAUAUCUGACUGGUGUGAUCACAGCAUUUGCUUGUAGGUUAUGUCGCAGGCUACACUUGUUCAGAUGUUACCCAUUUUCUGCAUUUGUCACACAAUAUACUAUUUUAUAGCUAUUUUUUAAAUUUAUUAAUUUCCAAGAGUGUACCACCGUGUAAGUGUACACGGUAUAUUUGCUCUAGGCAAAUAUAGCUGAGGCAAAAAUAAAUG